CUCUCUCUUUUUAAAUCUCCCAUGUUUUUGUCUUUCUGAACAAUCAUCGCCAACCCUCCCGUAGGCAUUUUUUUUUUUCUUUUUCCACCCCCUCCAGUUAAAGGAUGCCGGAUCAAAUAUCGGUGUCCGAGUUUCUCUCGGAGACGACAGAGGAUUACAAUUCCCCGACGACGUCCAGCUUCACCACCCGCCUGCAGAGCUGCAGGAACACCGUCAGCGUGCUGGAGGAGGCGUUGGACCAGGACCGAACCUCCCUGCAGAAGGUGAAGAAGUCAGUGAAGGCGAUCUACAGUUCAGGUCAAGACCACGUCCAGAAUGAAGAGAACUACGCCCAGGCUCUGGACAAAUUUGGUAGCAACUUCAUCAGCCGGGACAACCCGGACCUGGGGACGGCCUUCGUCAAGUUUUCCUCGCUCACCAAGGAGCUGUCUGCCCUGCUGAAGAACCUGCUCCAGAGCCUCAGCCACAAUGUGAUCUUCACCCUGGACUCGCUGCUGAAGGGCGACCUGAAAGGAGUGAAGGGGGACAUAAAGAAGCCCUUUGACAAAGCGUGGAAAGACUACGAGGCCAAGUUUACGAAGAUCGAGAAGGAGAAGCGGGAACACGCCAAGCAGCACGGGAUGAUCCGCACCGAGAUCACCGGGGCCGAGAUCGCCGAGGAGAUGGAGAAGGAGCGGCGUCUCUUCCAGCUCCAGAUGUGCGAGUACCUCAUCAAAGUCAAUGAGAUCAAGACCAAGAAAGGAGUGGACCUCCUCCAGAACCUGAUUAAGUAUUACCAUGCACAGUGCAAUUUCUUCCAGGAUGGCUUGAAGACAGCAGAUAAGCUGAAGCAGUACAUCGAGAAGCUGGCAGCUGAUCUCUACAAUAUCAAACAAACUCAGGACGAGGAGAAGAAGCAGCUGACCGCUCUGCGGGAUCUGAUCAAGUCUUCCCUCCAGCUGGACCAGAAGGAGUCUAGAAGAGACUCGCAGAGUAAGCAGGGCGGCUACAGCAUGCACCAGCUGCAGGGGAACAAGGAGUUUGGGAGCGAGAAGAAAGGCUACCUGCUGAAGAAGAGUGACGGGCUGAGGAAGGUGUGGCAGAGGAGGCAGUGCUCGGUGAAGGGAGGCAUCCUCACCAUAUCUCAUGCCACAUCCAACAGGCAGCCGGUCAAACUCAACCUGCUCACCUGCCAGGUGAAGCCCAGCGCCGAGGACAGGAAGUGCUUUGAUCUCAUUUCACAUAACCGGACAUAUCAUUUCCAAGCUGAAGAUGAACAAGAGUUUGUGAUCUGGAUCUCGGUGCUGACCAACAGUAAGGAGGAGGCGCUGAACAUGGCGUUUCGUGGGGAGCAGAGCAGCGGCGGCGAGGACGGCCUGGAGGACCUGACCAAAGCCAUCAUCGAAGACGUCCUCCGCAUGCCGGGCAACGAAGUCUGCUGCGACUGCGGCGCCGCGGACCCGAAGUGGCUGUCGACCAAUCUGGGGAUCCUCACCUGCAUCGAGUGCUCCGGUAUCCACCGAGAGAUGGGAGUCCACAUUUCCCGGAUCCAGUCCAUGGAGCUGGACAAGUUAGGAACCUCAGAACUCUUGCUGGCCAAGAACGUAGGCAACAGUAGUUUCAAUGAGAUCAUGGAGGGAAACCUCCCUUCCCCGUCUCCAAAGCCCACUCCCUCCAGCGACAUGACGGUGAGGAAGGAGUUCAUCAACGCUAAGUACGUGGACCACAAGUACGCCAGGAAGACGUGCACGUCCGCCGCGGCCAAAAUGAUCGAGCUGUUCGAGGCGGUCCAGUCCAGGGACCUGCUGUCUCUCGUUCAGGUUUACGCCGAGGGGGUGGAGCUGAUGGAGCCGCUCCCGGAGGCCGGACCGGAAACCGGAGAGACGGCACUGCACUACUCCGUGAGGACUGCCGACCAGACCUCACUGCACCUGGUGGACUUCCUCGUGCAAAACAGCGGUAACCUGGACAAGCAGACGGAGUGGGGAAACACCGCCCUGCACUACUGCUGCAUGUACGAGAAGCCCGAGUGCCUCAAGUUGCUCCUGAGGGGCAAGCCGGCCACCGACAUCACCAAUCAGAACGGAGAGACGGCGCUGGAUGUUGCCAGGCGACUGAGGAACACUCAGUGCGAGGAGGCGCUGGUGCAGGCCGCUGAGGGGAAGUUCAACCCUCACAUCCAUGUGGAGUACGAGUGGAGCCUCAGGCUGGAGGAGAUGGACGAGAGCGACGACGACCUGGACGACAAGCCCAGUCCCAUCAAGAAGGACCGCUCCCCGAGGCCCCAGAGCUUCUGCCACUCCUCCAGCCUCUCCCCCCACGACAAGCUGUCCCUGCCGGGCUUCAUCAGCCAGAGGGACAAGCAGCAGCGGCUCUCCUACAGCGCCUUCACCAACCAGAUGUACAGCGUCUCCACCGACCUCAGCUCCUCCCCGGUGGCCGACGGGCCGCCGCUGCCCCCCAGGAACCAGGGCAAAGCUGCCCCCCCAUGCGGCCCUUCCUCCACACUCACACCAGGAGGCAGCUCUACCCUGUCCAAGAAGAGACCUCCGCCCCCUCCUCCUGGACACAAACGCACCCUGUCUGACCCACCCAGCCCGCUCUCUCACAGUCCACACAGUAGAGGGGGCUUAACUGGCUUAACUGGGGGAAGCGACUCCACUCCUCCUCCGGUCAGUAAGAUGUCUCCCGUUUCCAACAAGUUUGAAGGCAUUCCUCAGCAGCAAAGCACUACUUCAAGCAACACAAAGUCUACACUUGGUCCAAGGGUUCUUCCCAAACUACCUCAGAAAGUGGCGUUGCGUAAGAUUGAUACCAUACACCAUCCAUCGAUGGAUAAGCCCAGCCUUCCUCCAGAGGUCUUCCAGAAGUCCCCGCCCGCGACCGAGCCCACGCAGAAGGCUCCCCCGGCGGAGAGGCCUCAGCUGGGAGACCUGCCGCCCAAACCGCAGGUUUCCGAACUGCCCCCCAAGCCGGGAGAGCUUCCGCCCAAGCCGCACCUCUCAGAUCUUCCUCCGAAGCCUCAGCUGGGAGACCUGCCGCCCAAGCCCCAGCUCAAAGACCUCCCCCCCAAGCCUCACCUCGCAGACAUCCCCCCCAAGCCCGGGACCGCCGAGUCCGCUCCCAGGCUGUCUCACGGAGAGCCGACGCAGAGGCCCCAGACACAGCCGCCGCCGCCGCCCCAGACUCAGCCUCAGCCGCAGCCUCAGCCGCAGCCGCAGCUUCAGGACUCGCCCUCACCCAACCAGCAGCCGCCUGCUGUGACCCCGUCUCAGCCGCAUGGCGAGGACACCAACGGGACCCCAGCAGGAACCGCAGAGACCCCCGUACCGCUCCCCAGGAAGAUCAACACGGGGAAGAACAAAGCCCGUCGAGUGAAGACGAUCUACGACUGCCAGGCCGACAACGAUGAUGAACUGACGUUCGUUGAAGGAGAGGUGAUCAUAGUAACAGGGGAAGAGGACCAGGAGUGGUGGAUCGGGCACAUUGAAGGAGAUCCGGACCGGAAAGGGGUCUUCCCUAUGUCUUUCGUGCACAUCCUAAGUGACUGACAACCAGACAGACUUGCACUACACCUCUCAGUGAAGUGAGAGAUCCUGUAAAUAGCUAUAAUAACACCUCUUGUCAUGAGACAAGUGUCCUAAAGAAGAAGAACAAAACAAAACAAAAGAAGCAACAGCAACGAAACGAAGAAAACCAAGAAGGCUCAUCUGGCCGUGGAUGCUUCAUCCAUGCUGUACAAAGAAUGUGUGUACUCUUCCUCUACCAGUAUUAUCUUAACCCUAUAGCACGGCUGCGACAGAGCCACUCUCAAAACCCUAGCACUUACCUAAAAAGUCUAUGUUUAUGCUGUUCCUGUGUAUAUAUGUAUGUAAAUAUAUAUAUUUGUGUGUGAGUGUAUAUACAUGUUUUAUUGUACAAAACAUGUACCAUUACUCUCUGCCUGUCAGAUUAAGCAUCAGGGUGGUAGAGUUUGAAUUUUAUCUGUAUUAAAUUUUUUCUGGCCCUCGAGUAAUUAUCAGCUUAUAUUUCUGGGAAAAGGACAAAUAUGAAAUGGAAUGUGAAAUAGGUCAUGUCAUUAUUUGUGUCUUUGCAUCCUUGUUUACCAUCAUAAUAGACCGAAGAGGCAGGAAUCUCCCACUGAUCUUCCCGAGGUGAAAAGAACUUCAUUAAAUGUACUCCUUGUCCUUUGCUUGCUUUGUGUGUACACGUAUUCUGGUUGUUUUACAGUAUAGAAACCUGCUGCUACUGUGUGGUGGAAUAUCAAAGCCUGUGGUUCACUGUAGGUCACUAAUUUACUCCUUGUUACACUGUUCACUGUAUGUAUGCUCUGUGUGUGAACUCGACGCCAUCUCCGCAGUCCGUUGGCUUUUUUUUUUUUUCCUUUCUGUGCAUGGUGUAACAAUGACUGGAAAUGAGUGGAGUGCUGCAUUCAAAGACGCUCACCUCAGGGUUUGAAAAGCCACUAUUGAAACUAAGCAGGACUACACAAAAAGUAUCCUGUUGUUGAAGCCACUAUUGAUAAGUACGGAGGAAAACUUAGGACAUCUUAGCAAUAACUUGAUUUUCUGACAGGCUAGAAGUUUCACAACAACCUGUGUUCACGAUUCAGUGUCUUGUAAAACCUCAUGAGCUUGAAUUUUUUUUUUUUUUUAGUUUGUCAUGUAAAAUCAUUCCAUGUUACUGGAUUCAGUGUAUUUCCAGGUUUGCCUGUGAACCAGAGAUGUCUUUUUAGAU
Messenger RNA from Salarias fasciatus (jewelled blenny), 4716 nucleotides. RefSeq names its product ArfGAP with SH3 domain, ankyrin repeat and PH domain 1b (gene asap1b). Lineage: Eukaryota; Metazoa; Chordata; Actinopteri; Blenniiformes; Blenniidae. Gene Ontology annotation, cellular component: cytoplasm. The transcript has 29 exons. Bases 105 to 3530 code for a protein of 1141 amino acids. Gene Ontology annotation, molecular function: protein binding; GTPase activator activity. The record is from RefSeq and is a predicted model, not a curated record. Gene Ontology annotation, biological process: positive regulation of GTPase activity.